UCAUGAUCCGUUGAUGUCGUCGUCUUCGUGCGGAAGAAGUUAAAAUAUCGAAUUUUAACUUCGGAUGGGUCUGAAAUGGGUUCAGAUUCUGUCUCGGUUUCGGUAGCGAAAUUCUCCGGAUAGAACGGAAUCCGGUUGCGUACAUUCGCGAUGGUCGUGUUUCGUUGCAUUGGACGUCGUUCCGGGCGGUAAGCAUUCGCGAACGAUUGCUAACGGUUAAGAAGCUUCCAUUCGGCGAUUACUUCGGUGUUUUAAAACAAGACAAUUUAAUGGAUCUAUAUUUCAACAUUCUGAUGUUCUCGUAUUCCGUUUUUUCAUCCUUCCGCUUUUGCAGAACGAACAUCGGAUCCUUCGGUAUCCGUAAAAUUGUGUGUUGUGCGCUAAAACAAGUACAGCACACUGUGACACUUUUGUUUUGCUAGAUUGUUCAAAUUUGAACAAGCGCUCCGGGAUUGAAGUUUUGCGUGCGUUGUUGUGUGUUUAGAUGGACCGUAACAUGUCCGCCAUUGGCAGGCUCAGACGGAGUCCGUCCCCGUCACGCGGUGGUCCCGCUGGUUCCAGUAAAUUGCGCAUGGAUCGGAAGCCUACUCAUGCUAGGAUUAAUGAUCCCAGCCACCCAGCUGGAAAGCGCAAGGAAAUCGAUAACGUAAUGCGGAAGGCUCGGGCUUUUCCCAACGAAACUUGGGAUAAGAAGCUUCUUGAGGUUGAGGAAAAGGAUCCAAACCGUUGGCGUCACACCGGAUUCAAGAAAAUGUACAUCGAAGAGGACCCCAGCAGCUCGGAUAGCGAACGUGGCCGAUACGGCAAUGGUCCACCUCCCCGUGUCCGCAGUCGAAGUCGUAGCCGCAGCCCUAGCCGAUCGGUACGAUCGCCACCACUUCGGCAUCGGCGCAGUCCGUCGCCACCGAUGAGAAAGCGUCGGCCUCCCAUUUCGCCGUCUCCGCCGCCGAUGCGACGCCGUCCGGCGUCCAUUUCGCCUCCACCGCCGGAACCGCUCAUGAAGCGAAGACCCCGUUCGCCACCACCGCGAAUGCUGCGUCGCCCGUCACCGCCUCCGGAGUUCCACCGCGGAAAGUCACCGCUUCGGUCGACUUCGGGGUCACCCCGCCGCGGAGUCGUACGUCGCAUGUCGCCGAUUCCGCCGCCGAGACCACGUGUCAAGCGACCACCAUCGCCGCCACCCAAGAUGACCCGGUCUCCUUCCAUUACCAGCUGUUCGGAUGAAUCCUGCUCUGGAUGCUCGAUGGAUGGUAGACAUCACCAUCGGUCUAGAUCUCGUUCGUUAACCGGUCCGGGUCCGCGUCCGCGUCUCCGUGGCAUCUCGCCGCCGCCACCUGCGGUACAUAUUUCGAAAAGCCGUCGCGACGGUGCCGCUAUGCGUCCGAUGAGUCCGCCGCCGACGGAUCCGCGCCGUAAGGAACCGAUGCCCAAGGUGCAUCGUGUCGAUAAGGAUCCACGUGACCGUCCAUCGCGUCCCAUUCCUCUGCCGCCGCCGGUCGAGCGACUCCGACAUCCACAAACUCCCGAAUCGGAAAAGGCUCCGUCGCCGAAACCACGAGUUAUGAAGCACAAAGGCAUCCCGGAGGAUCCCCGCCCGGUGAAAGUACGUCAGCCGAAGCCACCGCCCCCCGAGGUGGUUGCUCCACCUCCCAGCAAGAAGCACAAGGACAAGACCUCCGAAAAGCUCCGCGCACGCGUCAAAAUCGAAGGUGAAGCAAAACAGCGUCGUCCUCGGUCGCCGUCGUCCGGUUCUGAAGAGUCUUCUAGUAGUGAAAGUUCACUGCCACGAUUUACGGCCACCACACGACUUACGCUAUCGGAACGUUUCGGAAAGAUGGCCCAAUGGAGUGUCGAUCGAAGCAAUAUGGAAAACAUGCGCAUUACCAAGAACAGUUCCGGUGGCGAUUUGAAAGUGAUGAUCGAGGAAGAAAUGGAAGCCCCACCGCCGGUACGGUACACUUAUUCCCCUGCGCCGGCUGGUCACUUUCCCGAGGAACUGAUGACCACCGGCCCCAGCGGAUUGUCGUCCUGGGAUGACGUUCGAGUGCGGUACGAGUAUUAUAAGGGUCGUGGCUAUCUGCGGGAUCUGGAUCUGCAGGACUACAUCAAGUGGGAAGAAUGGUGGUACAAGUACCAGGAGUGGCUCAAACAGGAACGCUACUACGAAUUGUGGGAACGAUCGCAGAUGAACCGACGCCGCAAGAAGGUACCCAUCUCACAGCGGUUGAAUUAGAGCUGAUCGGAACACUCAUGCACGUUGGAGUUUCCCUCCCCAAAUAAACCAAGUCGGCCCUCGCGGAGAAAGAAACUCCGAGUGGAUCUUCCAUGUUUUAGAAGAGCGAGAAAAAUCAAUUCAAAACAUUAUUUAUGUAAAUGUUUCUAUGUGCAUUAUAAAAGAUAGACUGCAGGGCGUGGAAGGUAUCUCCCACAGAUCUGAAUUACGACAAGUAGGACCUUUCCCUGCGGGAUAUUAAAAAAUCUAUUGUACCCUAAACGAAGAUCUAAAGUUUUAAGAAUUAGUCUAGCCACAAACGUUGAUCUUCUGUAACUCCACACAUUUAUAAUAUUAUAAGAUAGAAAACCAAGCAAGUAUAAAAUGAAUACAUUCAUUUCCAAGUUA
Messenger RNA from Ochlerotatus camptorhynchus, 2620 nucleotides. RefSeq names its product serine/arginine repetitive matrix protein 1. The record is from RefSeq and is a predicted model, not a curated record. Bases 485 to 2233 code for a protein of 582 amino acids. Lineage: Eukaryota; Metazoa; Arthropoda; Insecta; Diptera; Culicidae. The transcript has 7 exons.